This is a messenger RNA of Rhincodon typus (whale shark), 4968 nucleotides long. RefSeq names its product maestro heat-like repeat-containing protein family member 1. The coding region runs from base 1 to 4968 and encodes 1655 amino acids. The record is from RefSeq and is a predicted model, not a curated record. NCBI's taxonomy places the organism in Eukaryota, Metazoa, Chordata, Chondrichthyes, Orectolobiformes, Rhincodontidae. The transcript has a single exon. Gene Ontology annotation, cellular component: cytoplasm.
AUGGAAGUGUGCAAGUUGGAGUCGUGCAAGGCGGAGGCCUCCCUGGUGGCGCUGACGGACGCGGCCUUCGACAAGGAUGACGGCGUGCGGCGCCAGAUCUCGCAGUCUCUGUACGAGCUCGGCUGCCACAAUACCGAGCAGGUGCUGAGCGCCUGCUUCGACUUCCUGCUGAAGCACAGCCAGCUGGUGCAGGGUCACCGCACCGUCAUCUUGCAGUGCAUGGAGCGCAUCGUGCGCGACAACAUCAGCCAGCUCGGCCAGCCGCUGGCCAAGAAGAUCAUCAACCUGGCGUCCGAGGAGAUGAUCAAGUCCAGCGAGUCGGCCCUGGGCUGGAAGGAGGCGGCCAGCAACGUGCUGGUGGCGUUGGGCUCCCGGUUCACCGACGAGAUCCUGGAGGACAUCUUGCAGAAGCUGCAGCCGGGCGUGGUGCCGCAGUUCUUUGUGGUGCAGACCCUGGCCAACCUCUCGGUGGCCAACGUGCAUGGCAUCGUGCCCUACCUGACCACCACCUUGCAGACCAUGCUGCCCAUGUUCCACACGAUCAAGCAGGACAACAUGAAGUGGGCCUUCACCUCGGCCAUGGGCCUCUUCAGCAAGAGCAUCCUGGAGUACCUGGCAACGGCAGACAAGGCCUCUAGGCCCGUGUUGACCCGGGAUGCCUUCGCCCCCGAGAUCUACGCCGCCUACAAGGUCUUAUUUGGCACGUGGCUGCGUAACAAGGACACCAAGCUGCGUUCAGCCAUCGUGGUGGCCCUCAGUCACAUGGUGCACCUCCUGCCCCCUGAGCGCAUGGAUGACGAGUUGCCGCGCCUCAUAAUCAGCAUCCUGGGCCUCUACAAGAAGCGCUGCGAGCCCUACCACAUCACCCAGUGCCUGCGCCACAUCCUGGAGGCCGCAGUCGAAGUCACCAGCCACGUGCCCGAGACCCAGAUGGACAGUCUGCUGCCCCAGCUGCACCACCAGAUCUGCCUACCUGUUGACUGCCAGGACUCGCUCAGUACCCGCAACCAGCAGGAGGUGCUGCAGUGCUUCACCGUGCUGUCGCACAUCUCCAUCGACUCCCUGGUCAAGUUCCUGCUGCAGAAGCUAUCCAGCAACAACGACAAGGCGCGGGUGGGGACGCUGACAGUGCUCAACCAUGUGGUGAGCAGCGGGUACAAGGCCCUGGAGAGCAAGAAGGCACUGAUCGUCAGCGGCAUGAAGCAGUCGUUGCAGGACGGCGACAACAAGGUCAAGAAGGUGACCGCCCAGGUCAUCAGCACCAUGGGCGAGCACGGUUACCUGCAGCUGGAAGGAGGCUCCAUCUUGGUGGACUUCCUCGUCCAGCAGUGCACCCUGGUCCCCGAGGAAGGACCCGGGCACCAUCACCACCACCAGGCCCCAGACUUGGACGAGGUGAGGGACGAAGACCUGCGCGAGCUCUGUGAGGGCAUCCUCAGCUUCCUGGUGACGCUGGACAGGAUGGAGGACGUGCUGUGGCCCUUCCUGUUGGAGUUCGUCACCCCGGUGCAGCACACCAAUGCCUUGGCGGUGGUCUGCCGCUGCCUGGAGCAGGUGGGCAACCGGAAGAAGCGGCAGAGCCUGCAGUAUGUGCUGUUGAACUACAACGAGAGGCUGGGGCUGCCCAAACCCCACACCCUCUUGGCGCGCCUGCUGGCAGUCUCUGCCUUGCCCUACAGCGGCCAAGGCAGGGGCCUAGCGGCCCUGAGCCUGCUGCAGGUUCUCAGCCCCAACAUCCACCUGGAUGUGGUGAAACUCUGGGACGAGGAGCUGCCUCAGCUCAGCCAGUUCCUGGCCGAGCACCGGGAGGACACGCUGCCCCAGAAGCUGUGGGAAGACAAGCUCUUUUUCUUCCUGUCCCGCACCCUGGAGACCAUCACCGACGAGAAGUGGACGUGGGAGCUGAGCGAGGAGAUGACCCGGCACAUCCACAACUACCACAGCUACCCGCGGGAGAAGGCGUUCCUCUACAAGUGCGUGGGCAUCGUGCUGGGCCAGACCAACAACAAGGACGUCAUUAACAGUGAGCUGCAGGAGAUGCUACUCAGCGUCCAGCACAAUGAGGCGCUGGAGCGCGAGGGCUUGGCCACGGGCAUCGGCUUCUGCGCCAUGACCCACCUGGACGACACGCUGGCCAAGCUGGAUGACUUUGUCAAGAUGGACAUUGUGAAGAAGACGGCAAGCUUCUUCAACAUCCUGAAGGAGAAGCUGGACGGCGAUAUGGAGCGGGUUAAGAGCACCCUCAUCCUAUGCUAUGGUUACGUGGCGCUGUAUGCCCCCGAGGGCCUCAUCCUUCAGCGGGUGGAGAUGCACAUCCUCGACCACAUCCUCAGCCUCUCCAACACCAAGGUGCUGGGCAUCAGGGUGGAGACCAAAGACCUGAUGAUCAAGUUGACCCUGAUCAAGGCUGUGACCCUGAUCGCCAAGGCCGUGUACGCCAAUAAGGGCAAGCACCUGUUCAAGUUCAGCCGGCGCGAGGAGGUCCUCUCCUACAUGCAGGACCUGAUUGCCAGCGAGUCCAAGACCCACCUGAAGACCAGGGUGCGCCAGUCUGCCAUCAAUGCCUGCACCCACCUCAUCCGCCUGGAGCCCCGUCUCAACGAGGUGGAGGCGUCGGACCUGAUCCGCACCUGCCUGGAGGCCGUCUUCAGCUUCCCGCCCCUGGACAACGACAAGCGUAAGGACACCAGGAAGCUGAAGGAGCGCGAGGUGCUCCACACGGAGACCAUCACCGCCCUCCACGAAUUGCUCAAGGAGUUCCUGAGCCAGAACCUGAGCUCCGAGGGCCUGGAUUUCAUUUUCAAGCACGUGCAGGAGUGGAUGAUCUCCACCAAGGACCACGAGCGGGAGAGGGCCGUGGAGGCCAUGUUGGCCCUGCUCAUCUUCUAUCGGGACCGCUUCAAGUUGGUUAACGUCAGCACCUUCCACAACCUGGGCCUCCUGGUCGGGUGUUUUGUGCCCCGUUGCGCUGACCCGGUGUUGUCCAUCCGCUACAUGGCCAUGGAUAGCCUGUACAACCUGCUGUACAUCCAGGUGCGGUACGAGGGCUGUGUGGCCGAUCAGCCAGACAACCUUGUUGACCACCUCGGCAACAUUAAAGAACAGCUGCAGAAUCCCGACAGCCACAUCCUCUUCCAGAUCUGCUAUGACAUCGCCAAGAUCAUCUCCAACAAGUUGCCCCGCGACCAGCUGCACCCGUUGCUGUUUGCCCUUUUCGAGGGCCUCUCGGACUACCACGCCACCUGCUCCAGCGCCACCUCGGUGGUGAUGAACACCCUGGUGCGCAAGCACGGCGAAGGCCUGAAGGACCACAUCCCCGAGAUCCUCAGCAACCUGCAGUCGCGCAUGCAGACCAUCACCCUGGAGCAGGUCAGGUUCUCGGUCAUUCACUUCAUCUCCAUCCUGACCUCCCAGUGCCUGCCCGGGGUCCUCUCCUACCUCCUCUUCCGGCCCCUGCCCUACGACAAGUACACCAGCGCCAUCUGGCAGUCGUUGGCGCGCGAGGCCAAACUGGCCACCACCACCAUGGACUACCUGCUGGGCAAGAUCAAUGACUACCUGUCCCACGACGACCGCAAGGAGAGCAGCGCCAAGCGCCAACCCUCCACCGGCACCUCGGAGACCGUGGCGGUCAUCUACGCCCUCAACGAGAUGGUCUCCAACCCUGAGUCCGUGGAGGCAGUGAUCAACCUGUACCCCAAGCUCUUCGGCACCCUGCUGCUCUACUUGAGCUUUAUCGUGAAUGAGAGGAUGUCUGAGCUCCAGGGCAGGGGUGUCUCCAAGAAGAAGAAACUCUCCCUGCAGCUGCAGAACACGCCCAACCUCAACGCCUGGGACUCCUCGCUGGAGGCCCUCAAGCUCUUGUUGUCCCGUGGCAAGACGGAGGAGGUGGCCACCAUCAUGGAGGACGAGGGUGGCUGGGAGCUCCUGAAGAGCCCCGAGGACCACCAGCGGGGGGUGGCGCUGUUGGCCCGGGCCUCGGGCAAGCACGGCGCCUCCUACCUGCCAGACACCAUCCGCUUCCUGGCGCCCAUCUUGAGCAACAUCCACGAGCACCAGCGGGUGACCGUGGCGGUGUUUUUCGGUGAGCUGUUGGCACUGCCCGCUGUCCAGGAGCUGAAGGUGACCGAGUCGCUGGUGAGCAGCCUGCUUCGGAGCCUGGACGAUGUGUCACCCACCAUCCACUGGCUCUCCAUCCGGGGCCUGGGCAACGUGGCGUUGGGUGCCCCGCAGGAGAUCCCGCUCUACGCCGAGAAGCUGAUGGCUGCCAUGGUGGGCGGCAUGGACGAGAAGACGGAGCUCAAUGACCUGAUCGUGCUGGAGGCCAUGGCGGGCCUGGUCAAGGUCUUGGCGCAGCUGGACUCGGCCCAUGUGCGGCCCAUCCUGCCCAGCAUCAUUGGCACCGUGGAGCCGUUCUUCGAGAACGAGAGCGAGAAGCUGCGGGCAGCCGCUUUCUCCGUCUUUGGGAGUCUGGCGCGCUUCGGGGGCAGGCAGCCUGAGCCUACCUUCCUGGAGCACGUGCACUCCAGCCUGGUGAGCCUGGUGCUGCACCUCAACGACAACAGCCCCGACGUGGUGAGGGCCUGCAAGUCGGUGCUGCAGAUGGUAGGCCCUCACCUGUGCCCGGAGGGGCCCGGUGCCAUCUUCCAGGGCGAGCUGCUGGAACAGGCCAACGUGCGGUACUGGGAGUUCAUCGCUGAGCUCAGCAAGGUCAUCGUCAGCGAGUUCUCCGACAGGAUCGGCCUCUACCUCAACAGCAGCAUGUCCUUCUUCAAGAGCAUGCUGCCCGAGAUCCGGGGCAACGCCGUCAUCCUGGCCGGCUUCAUCCUGCAGAACCUGCCCAAGGAGUACGUGGAGGCCAGCACCGACGACAACGUCUGCGUUGCCAUCAUCAUGAUGCUCCACGACGUCUCGCCGUGUGUUCGCACCAAGGCUGCCAAGGUGCUGGGCCUCCACCGUGGCUUUUAA